Lucilia cuprina (Australian sheep blowfly) is the source of this 6411-nucleotide messenger RNA. RefSeq names its product homeobox protein 5 (gene atos). The transcript has 9 exons. The record is from RefSeq and is a predicted model, not a curated record. The coding region runs from base 535 to 6012 and encodes 1825 amino acids. Lineage: Eukaryota; Metazoa; Arthropoda; Insecta; Diptera; Calliphoridae.
AUUAUUUGUUUGCAAAUUAAUCAAAUCACUAAAAUAGCAAAAAAAAAAAAAAUAAACUAAUUCAAAUUAAAAAAAAACGCAAUUAGUAAAUGAGUGAAAUAAUUACAACAAUUGCAAUAUUGGCAAUUGGAACAAAUCCAAUGUUUUUAAAAACUAAUUUAAAACAACAACUCAACAGUUGCAACAUUAAUUAUCAUUAUACAACAACAAAAAGUGAUUUUUAAGUGAGUGUGACCUCAACGUUAAUUAUCACCAAGAAAAAGGAGUAAAACAUAAUGAAAACAGCAGCAUAAUGUUUCAAUUUAUACUGACAAUGGUUGUUAUAUAACCCAGUUGGCCGUGUAUUUGCAGGCAGCAAGUUUACAACAAAAGAUUGUGUUCUAUAGUUGGAAAAGAAAAGCCAGACAGACAGACAAAAGGCCUCUUUCGUUUUGAGCGAGAGCAGCAUCGUGUUGAGUGACAGAAACAAUAAAACAUUAAAGACAACGAGACAAAUUUUUUUUGUUACGAAAUUGUUUUAAAAAAGCUGCCAUUAUGAUACCAACAACCGCCACAAGUUCUUCACCACCCAUUGCCUCCGUUGGCAGCAUUGGUAAUCAAUUAAAUAAUUCACCCCCUAUAGCCGGUAGUGCCAAUGCCAGCAAUGGCACCAGCGCAGCCGCUGCUGGAACAGGACAAGGAAAUAUAAGCGCUUUUCUAGGUAUAGCAUCAUUGAUUUUGGAGGGUAGAGCCUUAGCUGAAGAUGAAUAUGCCAUACAGACAACACGUAAUGAGCUUAAAACAUCUUUGGGCGCCAAUACGGGCGACUGUGGUCGACAAUCACCCAAGCCUUCAACAUCAAGAGCGGCUUUUGGCGAAAACUUGGGCAAUUCGAUGGGUCCAAUUGCUACUAGUUCAUUUUCUAUUGAUUUGGCCAAUUAUUUGGGACGUAAAUCGUCAAAUUCUCCCGAUUCGACUACUUCUUCAUUUUUGAGAGACUACUACAGCAGUAGUAGUGAGAGUGCUUCUUCGUCUGUGGAGAGUAAUCAUAGUCGUUGGUCGCAAAAACUAAGUCAAUUGAGACAAGAAUCUCCUAGUGCUCAUCAUCAUGUUUUGGCGGCUAGACAGCGUGUAGCUGUUGAGUGCCCCAGAGGCUCAGAUGCAGAAUAUGUGGCCUUGUCCAUAAAUACCGAUCAUCAUGGUACGCAUGAAGAUAGAAGAGGUGGCGAUUUUGAGAUUAUACGCAGAAUGUCCAUUAAUCAAAUGAAUUUUUAUAAUUCUCCCAAUUCUAUGGGAGGCGGUGGAGGCGUAGUAGGUGGCGGUAGUGCUGGUUCUACCGAAAAUUUCAUGUGCUCUUUACAAUCUCUAGCCAGCAAUACCUGUCUACGUGUUGGCAAUCCCCUAUUAGUCAACAACACUUCUCCACCCAGAUAUUCAAAUAAUAGACAAAUUUCUUCCUCCUCGCCUAGAUUUUCGACACCAACACAACAUCAACAAUUAGAUAUUUCAACUGGUUCGGCCAGCAGUAGUUCUAGCAGUAACACUAGUGGUGUUGUUGGUGCGAUUUCAGCCAAUUCCUGGCACAAUUCUUCAACUCCUCAUCUGGCCAAUAGCGGUAGCAAUAGCAGCUCAAAUAAUAAAGAAUAUUUAUUACGUAAAACAAGUACAACAACCCAACGUAUGGCUAUACCUUCUGCUCAAACGGCCAGCAAUAAUAAAACUAUUAACUCUUCUACGCCCAACCAAAAUUUACAUUCGAAUAUUUUUAGUCGAAAUUCUCUUAUUAUACCUUCGGUUACUACAACAAACUCAAACUCUGGAACAGUAACAACGACACCAUCGACGAUGACAACAUCUCCAUCAUCUAUUGCAAGUCGUCAAAAUCAAACAUACCCGCAACAGGGUCCACACUGUGAUCAGUUCCUUAAAAAAAUGGGACUAGCCAAAGGUGAUGCCUCAGAAACUGAGGAACACCACUGUGAUAUGUCGUACGUUAACAUAACGUGCACACGUUGGCGUGCCUAUUGUAUUAAAAUGGAAAAUAUUUUAGCUCGUGGAGAGCCCAUAUGCAUUGAAGUAUAUUUGGGUCCAGUCGGUAACAAAAUUUUACUGGAACAAUGGAUAAUAACACAAAAAGAAAAACAACCACCGCCUACAAUGACGCUGCCCUCGUUGUGUAGUGCCAUACGCAGUCAAUUGUAUUUUUCGCAAAUCAGUGCCUGGUGUGAUCUUAUUAAGAAAUCGGACAAGACCAUUUAUGAAACCGGUCGCGUUAUCUACACUACACCACAACAAACAACAACAAGUGCAGCUGGCGAUUUGGCAACUACAACAACAGCAAACAAUGCAAUAACUACAGCACCGACAGCAACAUCAACUACCUCAAUGCUGCAACACUCCACAGCCUUAACACCAUCAUUAAAUAGUGGAAAUAUUGGCAAUGUUAUCGGUGUUGGUGGUGGUGGUGGUGGCGGUGUUGUCGGUAUUACAGUAGGAGUAGGGAGUGUUAAAAAACGACCAUCAGCACCACGUUUAAAUAUUUUCUAUCGUAUAAAACAAUACGAUAGCACUGCUUGCUUUAAUUCAAAACCGAAUGUACACAAUUUUCCAAAUGUCAAUAUUACGGAAAAUUGUAGUGUAUCGGUUUGUCUAAAAAGUCUUCCACGUAUUACGGGGGGUAUACCAAAAGUUGGCACAUUAACCGCAACACAACAGCAACAGAAUCCAACAACAACAACAAGUGGGUUGACAACUGCGACAACAGCAACACCACCCGUAAAUUCUGCAACACCAACGUGUUUUGCAGCUAAAAAUAAAACAAAAGCGGCAACAGCGAAAGCAACAACUUCUGCAAACGUUGCAACAGUAGUAGCGGCGUCUGCAUCAACAUUAACAACAAAUGCCAACAACAAAUCAACAAUUUUAAUAAUGAACUGUGAUAAUAAUUUAAAGGAACAUCAGCAACAAAAACAAUUAACUGCCUCCGCCUCUUCUUCACUUUGCUCCUCCUUUGCUGUGAAUGGUAAAAAUUGCAAAAUAUCUGCUGGCCAACAGCAGGAUUUUCAAGAUGCAGAUUUUGAAUUUGAUGAUCAGCACAUAGAUCUGUGUGCCGGUGGUGAUAAUAGCACAAUUUCUUGUGGGGGCAGUGCCAGUGUUGGUGAUUGUGAUAGUUCUAAUUCCUCAUUUAGUACAAACAACUGUGGAAAUCUUUCACAUCGUGAAAAGCAACUUCUCAAAUAUCGUAAACGCAUGUUGAAACGAGAUAAAAAACAACAACUGCGUAAAACCAAUGAAAAUAUUUCCGCAACAAAUCAAAAACAACAAGAAACGGAUAAUGUUAAUAAUAAAAUGGAACAAGGAGAAGAUGAUGAUGAAGUGGAUGAUGAAGGUGAUGAUAGGGUUGGUGAUGUGGAUGAUGAUGAUAAUGGCAAUAAUAGUGAUACCGCCGAUCGUACAGAAAACAAAUGUAGCAUUAAUAGUUUAGCAGCAAAAGGCCAAAGACAACAACAAUUACCAAAUAAUCAUAUAAAUAGCAUUCCUACAAAUCAACAACAACAACAACAGCAUCACCAACAAGUCAAAAUGAUCUCAACUGGUACUCAAACUAUCACCAACACUUGUACAGCUUGUGGUUUUGAAAAGUCAAUGAUAUGUCUUAAGUGUAAUCCUCUAAUAAAAGUUAAUAGUGAUGAAGAAAACAUGGAUGCUGAGACAUCAUCAGCCAGUAGUUUAAGUAGUAGUGAUAUUAUACAUACACCACGUAAUAACGCCGAAUUAUUAUUACAAGCCAUACAACGUACACCGAAGUCAAAUAAGAAACAUAAACAUAAAUCCAAAGACUCAAAUCAAAUGGCUGCCAUAAAACAACCAACAAUAAACAGCAAUAGUAGUAAUAAUAUUAGAAUUUCAUCUAACCAAAACACCAGCACUAUGAAUGGUAAAGGUGGCAACAACAUUAGUACUAGUGGUAAUGGUGUCAUCAAUGGUAUCAGUAGUAAUCUUAACAAUCAAGUGGUUGGCUGUCAGUUAUGCAAACGUCAAAAGACCCAACAUCAUUUUAAUCAGCCAUCAGGAGAGGAAUUAUCUUCAGAAGAUAGUAAUUCUUUCUUGAAUACUUCGGAUAAAAAUAUAAAUGAACAUACGGCUGCUGCUGGUGAUGAUGAUGCCGAUGAUGGUGAUGGUGGCGACAAUGAAACGGAUGGUGGGAAAGUUCUUUUAAGUGAUUGUGUGGAUAAUGUAGCAUUUGUAAUGAAUGCUGAACAUGCCGAUGACAAUAAUGUGAGAAAAAUGUCAACAUCAGAAAGAUCAUGCAGCGAUCACGAAGUAAUGGAAGAAGAAUAUUUUGAAACCUCUACGAAACUAACACCCAACAUAGAUCGCUGUUCUUUGAACAGCAAGUCGUAUUACGCUCAAAUUUCCCGACCAAGUGCAAAUGGCAGCACGGAUAGAAUAGAAUAUCAGCAACAACGUUCAUGCUCAACGCCACCCUUACAAGAGCAAACGGAAAAUUCUUCUUCUAAUAGUAACGAUACCACCAAUUCCUCAUUGAUUAUGAUGGCACAAUUUAAAACACCCACACCAAGUGAACAAUAUCAAAAUGCCAUAAAAAAUAAAAUGCAACAAAAACAACAACAGCCCCAACAACCCCAUAAACAUACACCUAAACCGAAUCUUUUGCAUAUCGCUUGUAAUUUCAAUAAGAAUGAAGAACAGCCACAGAAAAAUAGCAAACAGAAUGAUAAUAAUACGCCCACUACUCACAAUCCAUUAUUGUUAAGACGUAGUUUACCUAAAGUAAAUCUAACACCCAUAUUUUGUAAUCCCAACUCAAUGUUGGUGGUAUCUUCCUCACCCAUUCCCAUAGGUAAUGGGGUGUGUAAUGGUUCGGGGAAUUCUAUGAAAACAAAGUCGGCAGAUAUUAAUAUUACAGAAGCUUCACCAACAUUUUCAUUUGAAUCACCUUCAAGUCCAGCAACUCCAUCACUGACGGUACAAAAAUCCAACUCAGCACCCACCCUACCAAAUUCUCCCUCUCUUUCGCCACGUUUUAUUAAAGCUUCCGCCAUAUAUAAAAGAAGAUCUCGUCACUUGUCCGAUCGUUCGGAUCGUUCUUCUUUGGGUUCAGAUGAACAAUUUUCCGAUGAGGAUAUUGAUUCUGGUAUGUAUAGUCCUUUUGCCACUUCACCGGUCAAGUUGAGAACACGUUUGGCGGCUGUAUUUGGUCGUAAACCUUUGUUGGGCAAUUUAGAGGAAUGUCUGUUGCAACGACGUUUGGUGCCUAAAAUUGAAGUAAUGGGUUUUAAAUUGCUAUUGGGUGCCUCGGGCGGUUUUUGUCCCACUCAAUUAACCAUACCAGCGGCUGCCUAUUUUUAUGAACUUAAAGGUGAAACCUUAAGUACUCCCUAUCUGUGUGAAAUACGUUUGCCACGUAAAGGUUAUACGGUGCCACGUUGCGGUACUGUUCAAGCUACUUUGUUAAAUCCCAUGGGUACAGUGGUACGCAUGUUUGUUAUACCCUAUGAUAUGCGUGACAUGCCCAGUUUACAUCAAACCUUUAUACGUCAGCGUAUUUUAGCAGAUUCAGGUAUGGAAAGCAAUAAUGUUUCUAAGUCAAAUGAUGGGGACCAGCAUUUUAAUGUUAAUGAGGAAAAUACUAACAUGUAUGUUAACAACAAGCAACAGCAGCCAGAAAAGCCUCAAUCUAUGGAACAACCACAGCAGGGGCAGCAACAGCAACAACAACAACGUUCACCUCUAAGUAACAACGAACAUCAUUUAGGACACUUUAUAUCAGCUGAGAAUAUGAAAAGUCUAAGAUAUUCCAUACAUUUGAGAUUCCAAACAUCACGGUCCGGCCGUUUAAUGUUACACACCGACAUCCGGUUACUGAUAUCCAGACGCACCGAUUGUGAUACUGCUGCAGCUCAUGCCAAAGGCGUAUUGGAAGCACCAAAUGAACUUAUUACAAAUACUGUGAUGCCCACAAAUCCCAAAUAUAGUGCACGUCAAGAUCAAACCAGUAGUAAAAUUUAGUAGUUAUUAAAAGCUGCAUGUGUGCCAGUCGAUAUGUUUCAACAGCUGCAACAAAAACUACAACAACGCUGGCAAAGAAUAUGGGUCUAAUUAAACAAAACAAAAAAAAAAACAAAUACCUUCAUAGUAUAAUAGUAAUUGAGAAAAAAAAUGCAUAAUGAAGUUUAUGCUUAUGUUAGCAAAAGAUUCUUUAUGAAAUUUAAAAUUUUUUUCAAAAAAUGUUUUCUCAUUUUCCAUUUCCACACACCCACACUGAAACACGCCUGUUUUAUCUAUGUCACCAAAAUGCCUUUUUUUUAAUUAUAAUUUUUUUUUAUUAUUUAAAUGAUCUGUAUUUUUUUAUAUUUUUUUUAGUUAUUAUAAAUUGUUUUAUGUAUAUAUAAUAUAUUUUGUUAUGUA